CCCCCCGUGCCCCCCCAGAUCACGGUGACGGAGGAAAUGGCCGCCCCCCCCCGGGACUGGGACUCGGAGGGGGGAGGGGGCUUCUCCCUCUUCUACGACGGAUUCAGCGUGGACGGACACGGGGACUCGGACAGCAAGUCGGAGGGGGAGGGGCCGGGAGAGGCCCUGAGCGAGGAGGAGGAGGAGGAGGAAGAGGAGGAGGAAGAGGAGGAUGAGGAGGAGGAGGAGGAGGAAGAGGAGGAGGAGGAAGAGGACGAAGAGUCCGGGAACGCCUCGGAUCGGAGCGCGUCCAGCGCCCGGCGCAGGGUCCGGCGGCGUUGGAAGGAGAGCCCCUGGCUGAAACCCGCCAGGAAGAGGAAGAGGAAGGACCCCAGGGGCAAGGACAGAGGACCCCCCGGCCCCCCCAGUGAAUACACGGAGGUGCCCCUGGGCUGCCUGCAGCUGCCGGGGGGAGGGGCCCUGAGCCCCCAGACCCCAGGCCCGGCGGAGGCGGAGCGUUUCGAGGAGCUGCCGCUGUGCUCGUGUCGCAUGGAGGCACCAAAGGUGGAGAGGGGCAGCGACCGCGGGCUGUGCAUGGCCACCGAGAGCGUGGAUGGACAGCUGAGCGGCUGCGGCAGCAGCAUCCUGAAGCGCGAGACGAUGCGACCCUCGAGCCGCGUCCCGCUGAUGGUUCUGUGCGAGAGUCACCGCGCCCGCAUGGUCAAACACCACUGCUGCCCCGGCUGCGGGCACUUCUGCACCGCUGGCACAUUUCUCGAAUGCCACCCCGACGUGCGCAUCGGGCACCGUUUCCACCGUGGCUGCGUCUCCCGCCUGGGGGGUCUCAUCUUCUGUCCCCACUGCGGCGAGGACGCGUCCGAGGCUCAGGAGGUGACGCUGCCCCGGCCCGAGGGGACCCCCCCGGCCCCCCCCCAGCCCCCCCGGCCCCGCGGGGCGCGGCCCCCGGCCCCCGCACCCAGUGCCCGGAUGCGGGGGCAGGGCGAGGGUCGCGCCCCCCCCCCGGACCCCCGGGCUGAGCCCAUCGACAGCUCGGGGGGGCCGGAGCUGCCGCUGCCCUCGGGGGGGGCCCUGAGCGCCCGGGGGCUCCCCCCAGGCCCCGCCCGCGAGAGCCUGGAGAAGGCACUGCUGGGGCAGGAGGCCGAGAGGAGGAAGAAGCUCCGUUUCCACCCCCGGCAGCUUUACCUGAGCGUCAAACAGGGGGAGCUGGGCAGGGUCAUCCUCAUGCUGCUGGACAACCUGGACCCGAAUUUCCAGAGCGACGCCCAGAGCAAGCGCUCGGCGCUGCACGCGGCCGCGCAGAAAGGACACCUGGAGAUCUGUCACCUGCUGCUCCAGGCCGGAGCCAACAUCAACGCGGUGGACAAGCAGCGCCGGACGCCGCUGAUGGAGGCCGUGGCCCACGAUCAGCUGGAGGCGGCGCGGUACCUGCUGCGCCGGGGGGGCUGCGUCUACAGCAAGGAGGAGGACGGCUCCACCUGCCUGCACCACGCGGCCAAGAACGGGAACCUGGAGAUGGUGGAGCUGCUGCUGGGGACCGGACAGGUGGACGUCAACGCCCAGGACAACGGCGGCUGGACCCCGAUCAUUUGGGCGGCCGAGCACAAACACAUCGAGGUCAUUCGGAGACUCCUGACCCGAGGGGCCGACGUCACCCUGACCGACAACGAGGAGAACAUCUGCCUGCACUGGGCGUCGUUCACGGGCAGCGCCGAGAUCGCCGAGGUUCUGCUGAACGCUCAGUGCGACCUGCACGCGGUCAACUUCCACGGGGACACGCCCCUGCACAUCGCUGCCAGGGAGAGCUACCAUGAUUGUGUCAGCCUGUUCCUGUCCCGGGGGGCCGAUCCCGAGGUUCGGAACAAGGAGGGCGAUUCCCCCCUGGAUCUGACCCCGGAGCGCUCCGAGGUCUGGGUGGCUCUGCAGCUCAACCGGAAACUGCGGCUGGGGGCGGCCGGGCGCGCCCUGCACACCGAGCGCAUCGUCAGCAGGGACGUCGCCCGUGGCCACGAGAACGUUCCCAUCCCGUGCGUGAACGGCGUGGACGAGGAGCCGUGUCCGCAGGAUUACAAAUACAUCGCGGAGAACUGCGAGACCUCCACCAUGAACAUCGACCACAACAUCACCCACCUCCAGCACUGCACCUGCCAGGACGAUUGUUCCUCCUCCAACUGCCUGUGCGGGCAGCUGAGCAUCCGCUGCUGGUACGACAAGGACGGGCGGCUGCUGCAGGAGUUCAAUAAAAUCGAGCCCCCCCUGAUUUUCGAGUGUAACCAGGCCUGCACCUGCUGGAGGAGCUGCAAGAACCGCGUGGUGCAGAGCGGCAUCAAGGUCCGGCUGCAGCUUUACCGCACGGCCAAGAUGGGCUGGGGCGUCCGGGCGCUGCAGGCGAUUCCCCCCGGGACCUUCAUCUGCGAGUACGUGGGGGAGCUGAUUUCGGAUGCUGAGGCCGAUGUGAGGGAGGACGAUUCUUACCUGUUCGACCUGGACAACAAGGACGGCGAGGUGUACUGCAUCGACGCCCGUUACUACGGCAACGUCAGUCGCUUCAUCAACCACCUGUGCGACCCCAACAUCAUCCCCGUCAGGGUGUUCAUGUUACACCAGGACCUGCGCUUCCCGCGCAUCGCCUUCUUCAGCAGCCGCCACAUCCGGCCCGGGGAGGAGCUGGGGUUCGAUUACGGGGAUCGUUUCUGGGACAUCAAGAGCAAAUACUUCCCGUGCCAGUGCGGCUCCGAGAAAUGCAAACACUCGGCCGAGGCGGGCGGGGGGCGCGGGGACCCCCAGGAGCUGCUGCCCCCGCUGCUGGCCCUGCCCCCGCCCUGAAAAACAGCUGGAA
Molecule: messenger RNA, 2836 nt
Organism: Poecile atricapillus (Black-capped chickadee)
Lineage: Eukaryota; Metazoa; Chordata; Aves; Passeriformes; Paridae
Product: histone-lysine N-methyltransferase EHMT2-like
Cellular component (GO): nucleus
Molecular function (GO): zinc ion binding; p53 binding; protein-lysine N-methyltransferase activity
Source: RefSeq, a predicted model, not a curated record